AUGGCCGACGAGGCGCAGGACGCAAGCAUGGAGGAUGUCCCGCCGUCUGCGCAGGCUGCUGCCGUUGAGGAUGCCGAAAUGGAGGAUGGUGCAGAAGGUGAAGAGGAGGAGGAAGAGGAGAUUGAGGCUCAGAGAGUUAGAAUUCUGCCGGGUUCAACGGAUACAGCUGCCUCGUUUGAGUUUAUCGACGAGGGACAUACGCUUGGUAAUGCGCUGAGGUAUAUCAUUAUGAAGAAUCCCGAUGUUGAAUUUUGCGCUUAUGCUAUUCCUCAUCCUUCGGAGCCAAAGAUGAAUAUUAGAAUUCAGACCUACGAGGGCAAUGCGGUAGAUGCCUUGAAGAAAGGUCUAGCGGAUCUGCAGGACGUGUGCGAUGUGGUGGCCGAUGAGUUCUGGACCAAGAGACAGGCGUUUAAUGCGGAGAAUGGCAUUGAAAGGUGA
Molecule: messenger RNA, 438 nt
Organism: Pochonia chlamydosporia 170
Lineage: Eukaryota; Fungi; Ascomycota; Sordariomycetes; Hypocreales; Clavicipitaceae
Product: DNA-directed RNA polymerase I and III polypeptide
Exons: 4
Coding region: 1-438 (145 amino acids)
Biological process (GO): DNA-templated transcription
Cellular component (GO): RNA polymerase I complex; RNA polymerase III complex
Molecular function (GO): DNA binding; DNA-directed RNA polymerase activity; protein dimerization activity
Source: RefSeq, a predicted model, not a curated record